Molecule: messenger RNA, 3347 nt
Organism: Nematolebias whitei (Rio pearlfish)
Lineage: Eukaryota; Metazoa; Chordata; Actinopteri; Cyprinodontiformes; Rivulidae
Gene: smc5
Product: structural maintenance of chromosomes 5
Exons: 24
Coding region: 1-3234 (1077 amino acids)
Biological process (GO): double-strand break repair via homologous recombination
Cellular component (GO): Smc5-Smc6 complex
Molecular function (GO): ATP hydrolysis activity; ATP binding
Source: RefSeq, a predicted model, not a curated record
AUGGCGGAGCCCAGAAAAAGACAGCGACUUAGUCAAAUCAUGAACAGCUCACAAACCACCUCGAGCAUUGCGAACAUUUUCAGGGACGGUCAGCCCAAAUGUUCCGAAGAACGUGAUCGGUUUGUUGAGGGUUCCGUACAUCGCAUCGCGAUGAAAAACUUCCUGACAUAUGACUACUCUGUGGUGUAUCCUGGACCCAAUCUGAACAUGAUUGUUGGUGCCAAUGGGACUGGAAAGUCCAGCAUUGUGUGUGCCAUCUGUCUGGGUCUGGCUGGGAAGACGGCUAUUCUGGGGAGAGGAGACAAGGUUGGGCUCUAUGUCAAACGUGGCUGCCAUAAAGGUUUCAUUGAGAUCGAACUGCACAAAAAUGGUGGUAAUGUGAUCAUUAAUCGAGAAAUCCAUGUGGAGAACAAUCAGUCCCUUUGGAUGCUUAAUGGGAAACACUGCAGCCAGAAAAUUGUGGAGGAGGAGGUCAAAGCUCUGCAUAUCCAAGUCAGCAACCUGUGCCAGUUCCUGCCUCAGGAGAAAGUUGGAGAAUUUGCUAAAAUGUCUAAAAUUGAGUUGCUUGAGGCAACUGAGAAGUCCGUUGGACCACCAGAAAUGUAUGAGUACCACUGUGAGCUAAAAAACUUCCGCACCAAAGAACGAGAACUGGAGAACGAUUUGAAGGAAAAGGCGAGCUUCCUGGAAAAGGCCAAGCAGAGGAAUGAGAGGAACAAGCAUGAUGUGAAUCGGUACUAUGAAAAGAAGAGGCAUCUGGACGUCAUCGAGCUGCUGGAGAAGAAGAAACCGUGGGUGGAGUACGAGACCACACGUAAAGAACUUGAAGGUGUGAAAAAAGAGCGUGAGGAGGCCAAGAAGCAGCUUUCUAUCCUGAAGCAGGCGCAAGCACCCAUGCUCACGAAGAUCCAGCAGAUUGAUGACCAACUGAAGCCCACCGAGGCACAAAUGAAGGCUAAGACCGCUGCUAUCAAAGAAGCCUCACUCAAGUGCAAACAGAAACAAGAUCAGCUGGAUCGCAAAAACAAAGAGAUUGACGACAUUAAACAGACACUGAGGCUGAAGCAGAUGGAGGAGGAAGACCACCAGAAGCGAAUCACCAACACCAGACGAACCAUCGAAGACCUGAAGGCAGAGCUGGACAAAAUUAGCGACCAGCCGGAUGUGACUCCACAGAUUAAUGCUGUUAAUGUGGAGCUCAGGGGAAUUCAGCAGGAGAGAGCAAAGAUGGAGGGAGAGAGGGCCGACCUGCGCAGGGAGAAGGACAAUGUCACAGCUGAGUCCACAAUGUUGAAGAAGAAGCUCAGUGACAUGAACAACAUGAUGAAUGCCAAAGAGGAGAGGCUUCGAGGUCGCCACAGAGACACGCACACUGCCCUCCAGUGGCUCAGAGACAACAGACAACUCUUUAUAGGGAACGUCCACGAGCCCAUGAUGUUGGUGAUUAAUGUGAAGGAUCAUCGUUUUGCGAAGUAUGUGGAGAACCACAUCUCUUUCCACGACCUGCGAGCGUUUGUCUUCCAGAGGAAAGACGACAUGGAGAAGUUCAUGACUGAGGUUCGUGACAAGUUGAACUUAAAAGUCAACUCCAUCUCCGCUCCGGCGGAGUCGUGUUCCAAACGAACGCCUUCAAGAAAUAUUGAAUCACUGAGUCGUUUUGGGUUCUUCUCUUACCUCCGGGAGAUGUUUGAUGCUCCUGAAGAGGUGAUGAGUUACCUCUGUUUUCAGUACAGGGUGCACGAUGUGCCGGUGGGCAAUGACCAAACCAAAGCCUUGAUUAAAACGGUGAUUGAGGAACCCUACAUCAAGGUGUUAUACACAACAGAUGAGAAGUAUCAAGUAAAACGGUCGUUUUAUUCCAACAAAAUAAGCACCAGUAACUCUGCAGUGCUUCAGUCUCAGUACCUCACAAUCACUGUGGAUGCUGAGAAGAAACGGCAGCUGGAGCAGCAGCUGCAGGCCUGCGAGGUAAAGCUGCGAGACAUCAGCGAACGGAUGAAGGCCCUGCAGAAAGAAGCCACUGCACUGGACCGCCGUGAAAAUGAACUGUUGUCAGAGAAGAAGAGACUUUCUGAAAUAAAGGGGAGAAAGAGACAACUGGAGCAGAAAAUCAGCACUAAACAAGACAGUUUGAGGCAGAUGGAGCACAGCGCCAUAGACCUGAAGAAGAUUGAAGAGGAAACUAAAGAGAAAAUUAAAGCUGUCAAUUUCCAGAAGGUGACCAUAGUCACUGCAUUUGUGGCUCAGAUGAAGCUGAGAGCCAAUCUGACAAUGGAGAAAGUGUAUCUGGCUUUGGAGACAGUGGGGUUAACAGCAGAGAAGACCAAGCUCGAGAAUGACUGUAGAGAAGGUGCCUCUGAGCUGAAGAUGAUGGAUCAAAAGUGCAGCCGUCUGGAGCAACGGAAGGUGCAGCUGACAGAACAAUGCAAAGGUCUGCUGAGGAGAGCAAAGUCCAUCUGCAAGAUGCAGCCAGACGCGGUGUUACCUGAGGACCUCCGUAAAGCCUUCACCAAACUACCUGACACACUAGACGAUGUUGAUGCCAUGCUAAAUGAGGAGCGGUCCAGAGCUGAGUGCUUCACUGGUCUCAGCGAAAAUGUUGUUGAAGAGUACAACAGGAGAGAGCAGGAAAUCAAACAUCUUGAGAACGAGCAUAAGAAAAAGACCGACGCCCUCAACACCUACAGACAGAACAUAUCAGAGGCUAAAGAACGCUGGCUGAACCCUCUGAAGCAGCUGAUUGAACAGAUCAAUGACAAGUUCAGUGAUUUCUUUCGCUCCAUGCAGUGUGUAGGAGAGGUCGAUUUGCACUCAGAGAAUGAGGAGGAGUAUGACAAGUAUGGGAUCCGCAUUCGAGUGAAGUUCCACAGCAGCACUCAGCUCCACGAGCUGACUGCGCACCAUCAGAGCGGAGGAGAGCGCAGCGUUUCCACCAUGCUUUACCUGAUGGCCUUACAGGAGCUCAAUCGCUGCCCCUUUAGAGUGGUGGACGAGAUCAACCAGGGAAUGGAUCCUGUAAACGAGAGGAGAGUUUUUGACAUUGUGGUUCGCACAGCCUGCAAAGAAACUACUUCUCAGUACUUUUUCAUCACACCUAAACUUCUGCAGAAUCUUCAGUAUGCUGAGAAGAUGACUAUUCUUUUUGUCCAUAACGGUUCUUACAUGCUUCCUCCCAACCAAUGGGAUGGGGACGCUUUCGUUCAACGUUUUCUCCAGAGAAAAGCCAGAGCAUAAACUCAUAAAUUUAAAUAUCAAUACAUAACUGAAGAAAAUAGGGGUAUUGACAUUUAAAAGACACCAGCAGAACAAUAACGGCUUAAACUGGUUUAUUUCCAGGACUUCAGGUU